AUGCAGGUAUCUUAUCUAAAUCUAGAUGAAGAUGUGAUUCUAGAUAUGGAUGCAUACUCAAGAAGGAAAAGACCAGCAGAUUUUAAAAAGAGAAACCUUUUGCGCAAAAACCUUUCAGACCAAGCUCAGAGGAAAAAAUGCAAAGGCAGUGACUUAAAAAAAAUUUCCUUAAAUGAGCUAAAAGUCGUGACGGCAGCUAUGCACAGUGCCCUACUUGUACUAUGCAGCUGUCAGCCAAUCAUGGUACUCACAAGAGGACAAACAUGA
This is a messenger RNA of Prunus armeniaca (apricot), 267 nucleotides long. Lineage: Eukaryota; Viridiplantae; Streptophyta; Magnoliopsida; Rosales; Rosaceae. The record is from the annotation of a GenBank genome assembly.